ACGCUGAGUGACGCGCAUGCGCACUGACUGACGUUCAACAGCAACGUGAUGUUUACUGGAGCGAUUGAACGACAUAGUGACGAAUUUACAAACAAAAUCUUGAAUUUGACAUCAUGAAAUUAACCCGUAAACUAGUUCUAGCUCGGGCUAAAGCUUCGGACCUGGAAAGCGUGAGAAAAUUAAACUGCUGGGGAUGUAAUCUGACAGAUAUCUCAAUAUUUUUGGAGAUUCCUAAUGUCGAGGUCCUCACACUGAGUGCUAAUCAGAUCUCAUCUCUGGAGCACAUAUCGUCGUGUCAGCAUCUUAGUGAGCUGUAUUUGAGACGUAAUAACAUUCAGAGCUUGUCAGAAUUGAAACAUCUGAAGAAUUUGACCCGUCUGAAAGUUCUGUGGCUGGCAGAGAAUCCGUGCUGUGAUUUUGACCCGGACAAAUACCGUCUGACCGUCAUCAGAAACCUGCCUGGACUGCACAAACUCGACAACCAGGUGGUCACAGAGGAGGAGAUUACACUAGCAUUGAAGGAGGGGGAGGAGCUUGUCACCCCUCCAGGCUCCGCCCCCAGCAGCUCCACUAAUGGCCUUACAGAAGCGGACUUGGAGAACGACCUUAAUUACAGUAUGGAGGAAACCAAUAAAAUUCGUGCUCAACUGGGAAUGAAGCUGUUGCCCAGAGACAAAUUCCCAUCACUGACAUCACCACGAGAGAACGGAGACAUGACUAAGAGAAAGUGUCACAUACUGGAGGCCAUUCUGCUUCUAAUGAAGGAUCUGGACGUCGAGGAGCUGAAAAUUGUUCAGUCGGUCGCCGAGGGUAAACUCCGAUCACGCAGUCGACAGAGAGAGCGCGAGACAUCUCCGAUCUGCUCUUAAACACUAAUCAUCAUAUUUAUACCAGCUGCACACAAGCAACAGGAAACUGUUUCAAACUGAAUUAUUUUUUAAAUUAAAUGCGAUACAUUUCUAAAUAUUUCAAUACUAUAUAUAUAUAUAUAUAUAUAUAAAAAAUACAUUUAUUCUCAGUUCAGAACAAAUUCCACACUGGUUUGAGUGUUU
Myxocyprinus asiaticus (Chinese sucker) is the source of this 1052-nucleotide messenger RNA. It is a transcript of the gene cfap410, whose product is annotated as cilia and flagella associated protein 410. The transcript is spliced from 7 exons. The coding region runs from base 114 to 869 and encodes 251 amino acids. Gene Ontology annotation, molecular function: protein binding. Lineage: Eukaryota; Metazoa; Chordata; Actinopteri; Cypriniformes; Catostomidae. Gene Ontology annotation, cellular component: U4/U6 x U5 tri-snRNP complex. Gene Ontology annotation, biological process: mRNA splicing, via spliceosome; cytoskeleton organization. The record is from RefSeq and is a predicted model, not a curated record.